GGUUCAUAUUGUGUCCUAAUAAUUAUAGCACGUACCUAUUUCAAAUAUAAUUUAAUGUUAAAACUAUUUAUUUACAGAAUAGCGAUGGUGUACUAAGUGUAAAAUCACACAGUUGUUUUGUGGCAGUCUAAAUGUCAUGAUUAACGUGCCGUGGAUAUUUAGAAGAAGUGCUUGUGAACUUUGUUGAUAAAUAUUAAUAAAAUGAGUACGUCCUCACAAGGACCUGGGGAUAACAGAAGUGAAACAACAUCUGAGACUGCACAAUUAGUCAGCCACGAUGAUUUAGCUUCCACUUCCAAUUAUACUCAGUUGAACAGAUCUAUUAAUUAUCAAGACCCUCUAGAAGAUGAAUUUGAAGGCAGCCAUGGUGUCAGGCGGAGAAACACAGUGCAGAAGAUUGAGCCUGGGUCAACAAAUAUACUCUCUGCCAAAUUUGAAAGCUUGGACUACGACACCUGCGAGAACCACCCCCUCCUCGACGAGGAGCGGAAACGGGGCUACGCCUUCGUCAUAUGGAAGGACAUCACUCGCUGGUUCAUCUUCCUGCUCAUAGGAAUCAUCACGGCGUUGAUAGCGUUUGUCAUCGAUGUUUGUAUAGAAGAAUUCUCCGAGAUUAAAUAUAGGGAGCUUAAGAAAUCUGUGGACGCCCACUUGCCACACAGAAUGUAUGUCCCGUACUUGCUAUGGGUGUUGUCAAACAUUUGCAUAGUUUUCAUAGGUUCUGUGCUCGUCGCGUACGUUGAGCCAGUAGCAGCCGGCAGCGGUAUACCACAAGUAAAGUGUUACUUGAACGGAGUGAAAGUGCCGAGAGUCGUCCGCAUCAAAACGCUGUUCGUGAAAACCAUCGGCGUGAUCACUGCUGUGGUCGGAGGUCUCGCUGGAGGCAAGGAAGGUCCGAUGAUUCACAGUGGCGCGGUGGUAGCGGCUGGCAUUUCGCAAGGCAAGAGCACGACCUUCAACAAGGACUUCAAGAUCUUCCACUAUUUUCGAGAAGAUCAUGAAAAGCGUGAUUUCGUGUCGGGCGGCGCCGCGGCCGGCGUUUCGGCGGCCUUCGGAGCUCCCAUCGGUGGAGUGCUGUUUUCAUUAGAAGAAGGCACAAGUUUCUGGAACCAGGCGCUGACAUGGCGGACAUUCUUCGGCACCGUGGUCUCCACUUUCACGUUGAAUUGCGCGCUUUCUGCGUACCAUGGGCGUGCGGGGGAACUUAGUUAUCCAGGCCUCCUGAAUUUGGGCAAAAUGGAGCCGUUCCCGUUCCAAUUCUACGAGUUGCCCGUGUUCAUGUUCUUCGGCGCCGUGGGGGGCUGCCUCGGCGCCCUAUGGAAUCACAUCAACUACAAACUCUCCGUCUUCCGAAUUAGGUACAUAACAGCGCCGUGGCUACGAGUAGUGGAAGCGUGUCUAGUUGCGGCUGCGAGCGCGACCGUCGGCUUCCUCAUGAUGUACGCGCUCAACGACUGCCGUCCUCUAGGCGAAGACCCUACUAAAGUGCCAUUACAGCUGUACUGUGCCGACGGCGAAUACAACGCGCUCGCCGCGGUCUGGUUCCAAACGCCCGAAGCCUCCGUGCGCUCGUUCCUGCACAACCCCAUCGGCUCAUACAACCCGUGGUCCAUACUAGUGUUCGUGUCAUGCUACUUCCUACUGUCCGCGUGGACGUUCGGGCUAGCGGUGUCGAGUGGUCUGUUCAUUCCGAACCUGCUCUGUGGUGCGGCUUGGGGCCGCCUGCUGGCUAUCUUGAUACAGCUCAUGGCGCCUAAGAAUACGAUAAUAAACCCGGGGAAGUACGCCCUAGUCGGCGCGGCGGCUCAGCUCGGCGGGGUGGUCCGUAUGACCAUAUCACUGACGGUUAUUAUCAUCGAGACCACAGGGCAGAUAUCCAACGCACUGCCGAUCAUUAUCACACUGGUCGUCGCUAAAUGGGUUGGAGACUUCUUUAAUGAGGGAAUAUAUGACAUCCACAUCCAGCUAGCGGGCGUCCCAUUACUCCCAUGGGAGCCGCCGCCGCUCGCCCACAACGUGUACGCCUCAGAAGUGAUGUCGCAUCCCGUCUUCACGCUCCGCACCAUCGAGAACGUCGGUCACGUGGUCGAGCUACUCAAACUGGUGUCCUACAACGGUUUCCCGGUCGUUGACCCGCCUCUGGCUGAUGACCAAGAAGUGCACACAUACAAGCGUCUCCGAGGCCUAAUACUGCGCUCGCAGCUGAUCGUGCUCCUUCAGAACAAGAUCUACAACGAGAACGAACACGAGAACGCCAACACCACGUGGGCCAGCUUCAAUGUCGACAUGAACAUGUUUCGGAAGGAGUACCCGCGGUACCCGUCCAUCAACGAUUUGGAGAUAUCAGACUGGGAAAAAACCUGCACGAUAGACCUACGGCCAUUCAUGAAUCCGUCCCCGUACACGCUGCCUACUCGCGCGUCGCUGCCCCGGCUCUUCCGGCUGUUCCGAGCCCUGGGCCUGCGCCACCUGCCUAUAGUCAAUGACGUCAACGAGGUGGUGGGGAUGGUGACUCGCAAAGACAUUGCUCGGUACCGCGUCUGGAGGCAUCAUUUCAGCAUGGGAAUGGAGGAGUUAGUACUCUCCAGUGAAAUUUAAUUAUGUAGGCAAAAAUUGUGUUGAAAUUAAAGGGGCCCACUGAUUAACAGUCCGCCGGACGGUAUCGGCCUGUCAGUUAGAACAAAAUUUUGACAGUUCCGAACAACUGACAGGCCGAUACCGUCAUAAUAAUCAAGUCAAGUAAAUUAGAGUUAGACCAAGUCUGCAACGAUUUUGAUAGCAUAUGCAGUGCAAGUGUUAUUUAUAUGUCAUAAUUUCAUAGAAGUUUGAUGUUUAAAAUAACACUUGCACCAGUUGCACUGUGUGCUAUAAAAAUUAUUGCAAACUUUUCUUGUUCUCACUCUAUCAUUUUCUCGUCUUUCAGUAGUGAGGCACAGGAACUUGAUUCCAAUCGAUUUAACUAUUUUAUAAUAACAUUGUCAUACCUCUUUUAAAGAGAAAGUAUGAUUGUUGGAUGUGAUGCCCUGCCACUGUUAGGUAUCCAAGUUUGAUAUUACUAGAAGUAGUCAUUCUAAUUCAUUACUCCCAUAACUUAUAUACAUAUAUAAAAAUUUGAACAACUUGAUCAAUUAAAUGUCACAUUGUUAUGCCCAAUGUCCAGUGAUAAUUGAUUAUCUUAACAACCACCAAAAAGACAGGGUCCCUAUUUGGAACAAUAUAUACCUAAUCAGUACAUUCAGUACUUCUAAGAAAAUUAGAGGCUCAAUAUAGUAUUCCUUAUUAAUAAUUUAAUUACAUACUUAUUUUGAAGUGAUUGCCAAGUUAAAGUUGGAAACUGAGGGCCUACUCCGCCUACUGCAAAAACCACAUUCAAUGUAUAGCCUCUCUCUCAUACUUGUAAAUUCGUUUAUAAGCUUGACAGGAAGGCAUAGACUAGGAAUCCUCUAGACCGAGUUUAGAGCAAUUAUUUCAUGAAACCGAUGCUGCCAAUAAUGGGUGCGGGGGACGAAGUGAGCGAGAUCCCGUGCCGUGAUCAGUCUGUUCAAAGGCACAGACGUCACACAAAGACACUUUCAACUCGAAGAUGGAGUAAAACUACCAUAUGCAUGGCAGAGAGGGUAGUGCUACUAUGCUCAGUCUGGAGGA
Molecule: messenger RNA, 3645 nt
Organism: Cydia fagiglandana
Lineage: Eukaryota; Metazoa; Arthropoda; Insecta; Lepidoptera; Tortricidae
Gene: ClC-b
Product: H(+)/Cl(-) exchange transporter 7
Exons: 15
Coding region: 202-2598 (798 amino acids)
Biological process (GO): transmembrane transport; chloride transport
Cellular component (GO): lysosomal membrane; intracellular membrane-bounded organelle
Molecular function (GO): voltage-gated chloride channel activity
Source: RefSeq, a predicted model, not a curated record